UUGCAGAAGGGACAUGAAAACUGAGAAUCCAGAUUCCCCGUCAUCUUCUUUUUAGGAGGCGGUUUUCGUUUAGACUUACGGCGACCCAUCGUUCAAAAACUGAUGCUUACGUUCUGUGAGUGGCGUGUAGUGGACAAACAGGGCAGAGAAGUACAGUGCGAGAUUAGGGUACACAACACAACUUAGGUUAGUUAGCAAGUUAGCAUUAGCGUGCCUGUUCUUUGAUGACAAAGAACGCCCCAAGAAAACCUCACCAAUCACGAUGUAGACAUAAUUGCGCAUCUCUUCAUAACAUAACUUUACUUAUACCAAAGCAACAUGAAACUAGAGAUUAUUUACCUGUGUUUGGGGAAAUACACGUUACGUUACACGGGGAAACAACUUCCACAAGACCCGCCUUUGCGAUUAAAUGAUUGGACCGGGUCCGGUAUGGUAGACGCCCAUCAUUGGCCCUCAUACACGUCAAUCACGUCGAUUAGCUUUGACGCAGGCUAGUUGGCAAUACCCGCGUGAUGGCGUCAGAGGCUCCAGAUACACGGAGGGUCCGCUGAGGUUAAAGUACAGUUAGUUCUCAACUGUUUUAGUCAUUUUGACAUUAUCUACAGUUUUACGAAAACAUCUUUUCCUAUUUUUUUAAACUGUUUUGCCAAGUCUGGAACUAAGGAUGUCAUUGAUGUGGACUGUCAAGAUGGUCAGCCUUGGAGCAGUGGCCCUCUCCCUCAGUGUGGAGCUGCUCUACAGGCUACUGUAUCGCCUCAAACCGCCAAGAACCCUGAACGAGGUUCUUUUCUUUCCCUCAGAGGUGGCCUGCGUGGAGCACAUCUUCUCCCCUGCUUCCCCUCACUCCUGCCCUUUGCCUCACGGUGUGGAGACAUCCUUCUCCCGUCUUCUCCACGUCCUCCUGUCAGCUUCGUCUUCUCUCGAUUUAUGCAUGUUUUCAUUUUCCAACAUGGACCUGGGCAGGGCUGUUGUACAACUUUACCGAAGGAGAGUAACUGUCAGAAUCCUGGUUGACAAGCAUUACUCUGCCAUCAACGGCUCCCAAAUUGGAGCCCUUCGCAAGGCGGGGAUCUGCGUGCGCAAGGUGGGCAGCUAUAUGCACAUGCAUCACAAGUUCGCAGUGGUGGACGGCAGGCUGCUCAUCACAGGCUCCCUCAACUGGACGCUGGCAGCAGUGCAGUGCAACUCGGAGAACAUCCUCAUCACAGAAGAGCCAGACCUGGUCAGGCCCUACGUGAGGGAGUUCAGUAGGUUAUGGGCAGACAACGAUCCAUCUCAGAAUGGAGCCUCAAGUAGCCAAAAGCUAACUGAUAUGGACUAGGGACUGAUGAGCUGUAGGGGAUAUUAAUACAAAACUAAACAGACUAUUCCAGUCAGCAUUUCAUAUUUAGAAGUUCUUUUACUUUGUGUUUUGAAAGAUCUGCUUGGUUAUAUCGGAGGUGUUAUGUUGAUGCGUUUUAAAGUAGGAUCCUGCUGACAGACCAGUAUUCACGCUGAAACUGUUUCAUCUUAGUGUGGUUAUGCUGCUCGUUUUCUAGUUUGGAACGGGUUGACUUUGUAUUUGAGACUCUUAUUGUUUCUGUAAUGUUGGACUUUUUUCCCUUGCGGUGUCAAAACAGCAUCCGAUCAGAUUUAUUUUAUUUAUAUAUCAUAUUUGUAUGGUAACUGUGUCUUGCUAUGACGAGCUGUCAUGUAUCGAACAGCAUAGUCCUCAGUUGGCACUUUGUUUUUGUAUAGAUCUGAGUCAAAAAAAUUAUUUUUUUAAAUGGAAGAAAACAUAUUUUCAGGUUUUAAGUGGGUGUCAUGUUGUACCAGUUGCUUUUUGAAAGAGUUUAUGUUGGAAUCAUUUAGAAAUGAUUAUCAUCAGGUUAUAUCAGGGGUUUUUGGUCAUUGUGGUUUAUUUGCUGUCACGGUAACUCGGUUCCAGUCACAAACAAACUGCUUUUGGCGUAUUAGAUGGAUCCUUAAUCACCCACAUCUACAGUUUUUCCUCAAUUGAAAUUCCCAUAGAGGCUUCACAGCACCAACAGCAGCGUUAUCAAUAGUGAACAAUGCAAUGCAUUGAUGUUGAUCUGGUGUUUACAACCAAUGCUUG
This is a messenger RNA of Doryrhamphus excisus (bluestripe pipefish), 2095 nucleotides long. Lineage: Eukaryota; Metazoa; Chordata; Actinopteri; Syngnathiformes; Syngnathidae. The record is from RefSeq and is a predicted model, not a curated record.